Messenger RNA from Callithrix jacchus (white-tufted-ear marmoset), 7543 nucleotides. RefSeq names its product zinc finger CCCH-type containing, antiviral 1 (gene ZC3HAV1). The record is from RefSeq and is a predicted model, not a curated record. Gene Ontology annotation, biological process: positive regulation of type I interferon production; response to virus; positive regulation of mRNA catabolic process. Lineage: Eukaryota; Metazoa; Chordata; Mammalia; Primates; Cebidae. Gene Ontology annotation, molecular function: RNA binding; NAD+ poly-ADP-ribosyltransferase activity; metal ion binding. Gene Ontology annotation, cellular component: nucleus.
AAUAGUCCGAGAGGCUGUAAAUGGCACCAUGUUUUCUGGAGGUUCUGCUUUAGUCAGAUAAGGGAAGUUUCAUUAAGAUUUAUUUCUACAUCUUCUGUAGCUCAAAUAUUUUCACCUAAAAACAAUCUUUAUGUCGACUCUGGGGGUCAAAGUGCAUCCCCACAAUGGAAAAGCUCUUGUCCCAAUCUCUACCAGAAUCAAUCUGAAAUCUUCGGAUUUAUCUAAGCAUGUCCAUCGUGAUUGACGCAUAAGCAGUGGUUCAGGGCACCGAGUUAGCGAUUCUAGGUAAGUAAGACCGUGUCAAGAAGUGGUUCAUAGAAGGCAAAAGCAAGGGAGAGUGACAGUCGUUGUUCUUUAAGAGGACGCGGUGGUGGAGGAGAAAGUUGCACAUCGGCCCUGAACCGGGCGGAUCCUGAUAUGGGGCCUGGGGACGCGAUUUGGGGAACCUCGGCGGCAUCCGGGCUCCGCUUGAUGCCAGUGCGUGUUUGUACAAGUUACUUCCUCAAGUUCAGGGUGAGGGUAAUAAUAUCUACCGCGUGAAGUUGUUGGGAAGCUUCCCCGCCAACCAAGGCAGAGCGCACAGCUCGCAGGAAGCGCUCGCUGGGGUCUGCUCUUUCCGGGAAUGGGUGGGGUGCGCACUCCUAACAGGGCUCCCAAGACUUGCGUCACGCGCCCCAGUCGGCUGGCUUAUAAAACCCUGCCAGAGCCCCAAGAUCGCUUUUAGUUUCUGUUCUUUCUGAAGGAGCCUCGAGGGGCCGGGCUGGGGAAUCUCGGCCUCACCGAGCCUAGAACCGAGAGGGGGCCGCCCCGGGCGGUCGCCUGCAGAUUUACCCGCGCGUCCACUUUCUUUCCACCCAGUUGCCCUUGCGGCCGCUGUAAACCUGCCACUAGGACUGGGUCGGUGAGAUCUAGCCUCUUGACCUGAGAGCCGAGAGUGGGGAAGCCGAAAUCGCUGGGCUGGGCUAACAGCUGCAGAGAGCGCGCCCUCGCUGGCUCGGGGCGCGCCCAGCAGGAGCACCGCCCGCGCCCGCCCCUGGACACUUGUAAGUUUCGAUUUCACCGCAGCCGAGUCCUGCGCGGCGGCAGAGCCAGCACAGCCAGCAAAGCCAGCGCGCCAUGGCGGAUCCGGAGGUGUGCUGCUUCAUCACCAAAAUCCUGUGCGCCCACAGCGGCCGCAUGGCCAUGGACGCUCUGCUCCAGGAGAUCAAGCUGUCGGAGGCGCAGCUCUGUGAGGUGCUGCAGGUGGCCGGGCCCGACCGCUUCGUGGUGUUGGAGACCGGCGGCGUGGCCGGGGUCACCCGAUCGGUGGUGGCCACCACUCGAGCCCGGGUCUGCCGUCGCAAGUACUGCCGGAGUCCCUGUGAUAACCUGCAUCUCUGCAAGCUCAACUUGCUGGGGCGGUGCAACUAUUCGCAGUCGGAUCGGAAUUUAUGCAAAUAUUCUCAUGAGGUCCUCUCAGAAGAUAACUUCAGAGUCCUGAAAAUUCAUGAACUUUCUGGACUUAACCAAGAGGAAUUAAAAGUGCUUCUCGUCCAAAGUGAUCCUUUUUUUAUGCCUGAGAUAUGCAAAAGCUAUAAGGGAGAGGGUCGACAGCAGAUUUGUAGCCAGGAGCCACCGUGUGCAAGACUCCACAUCUGUGACCACUUCACUCGAGGAAACUGUCGUUUUCCCAACUGCCUCCGGUCCCAUAACCUGAUGGACAGAAAGGUGCUGGCCAUCAUGAGGGAGCAUGGGCUGAGCCCCGACGUGGUCCAGAACAUCCAGGACAUCUGCAACAGCAAGCACAUGCAGAAGAACGCCAUGGGGCCCAGAGCUCCUGCACAUCGUGGAAACUUGGCACAUAGGGCUAGAAGCAAAAGUAGAGAUCGGUUCCUUCAGGGCAGCCAAGAAUUUCUUGCAUCUGCUUCAGCAUCAGCUCAGAGGACCUGCACGCCCAGUCCAGAUCAGAUCGGCCACAGGGCUUCCCUGGAGGAUGUGCCUGUAGACGAUCUCACCUACAAGUUCGCCUAUCUGGGGAGUCAGGCUCACACACGGCUUCCCUCUGGCUCGUCCAAGGCUACCGAUCUUGGAGGAACAAGUCAGGCUGGGGCAAGCCGGGGGUUUUCAGAGAAUGGCAGUCUACAUGACAUCUUGUAUGGGAAUCCAGGCGACACUUACCUUGCUUCGGAUUCAACACCAGCCUCCAACUGGAAGGGCCCCACAUCCUGGACGAAUGACAAGGGCACUGGGAGAGAGUCUAUGUUUUCUCCCACGCUACCUGCCGCCUGCUCUUCUCUGGGCUGUCUGCAAACACCUGAAGCUGUGACCACCAGAAAGGGCGCAGGCUUGCUUUCCUCAGACUACAGAAACAUCAAUGGCAAAAGUGGGACUCAGGACAUGCAGCCUGGCCCUCUUUUUAAUAAUAAUGCCGAUGGAGUGGCCACAGAUAUAACUUCCACAAGAUCCUUAAAUUAUAAAAGCACAAACAGCGGUCAGAGAGAAAUAUCAUCCCCUAGGAAUCAGGACGCUGGACCUGCUUCCCGAGAUCUCCAGGCUACUGGCAGAAUCACAGGUGGCACUGACCCAAGAGUGGCACUUGUUAAUGAUUCUUUAUCUGAUGUCACAAGUACCACAUCUUCUAGGGUGGAUGAUCAUGGCUCAAAGGAAAUUUGUCUUGACCAUCUAUAUAAAGGUUGUCCACUUAAUGGGAGCUGUACCAGAGUCCACUUCCAUCUGCCUUACCGGUGGCAGAUGCUUAUUUCAAGAACCUGGACGGACUUCCAGUUCAUGGAGAAGAUCGAGGAGGCCUACUGUGACCCCCAAAUCCACCUCUGUUCUGUAGGAAGUUAUACAAUCAAUUUUCGGGAAAUGACUUGUGGUUCCAAUCCCAUCCAACGCCUCUCCACUCCUUCUUCUGUCACGAAGCCAGGCAAUCCUGUUUUCACCACCAAAUGGAUAUGGUAUUGGAAGAAUGAAUCUGGCAGAUGGAUUCAGUAUGGAGAAGAGAAAGACAAUCAGAAAAGUUCAAGCAUCGACUCUUCAUACCUGGAGGCUUUCUAUCAGUCCUGUCCGAGGGGAGUUGUGCCGUUUCAGGCGGGCUCACGGAACUAUGAGCUGAGUUUCCAAGGGAUGGUUCAGACAAACGUAGCUUCCAAAACUCAAAAGGAUGUCAUCAGAAGACCAAAAUUUGUGUCUCUGUGGGAUGUGGAACAGAUGAAAAGAAGACCAGACCAUCAGCCAGCACAGACCUCGUCAACGCCUAUAACUGCCACCUUUCUUCCUCAGCAGGACCUUUGCUUCCUAUCCUCAAAAAAAUAUAAGGUGUCAGAGAUCAAUCACCUACAUCCAGAAUAUGUCAAAGUAAGUGAGUAUUUUAAAGCUUCCAUGAAAAAUUUCAAGAUUGAAAAGAUAAAGAAGAUCCAGAACCCAGAGCUCCUGGAUUGUUUUACACGGAAGAAGUUGCAGAUGAAGGUAGAAGAAAACCUCCUAUUUUAUGCGACAAAACGUGCCUAUGUGGACUCUAUCUGUGCGAAUAAUUUUGACUGGACCCUACAUGAAACUCAUGCAACCACAUAUGGAAAAGGAAGUUACUUUGCAAAAGAUGCCAUCUAUUCCCACAAAAAUUGCCCAUAUGAUGCCAAAAACAUCGUUAUGUUUGUAGCCCGGGUCCUGGUUGGAAAUUUUACUGAAGGAAAUAUGACGUACACGAGCCCUCCUCCCCUGUUCAACAGCUGUGUGGAUACUAGGUUGAAUCCCUCCGUUUUUGUCAUCUUUCACAAAGAUCAGAUUUACCCACAAUAUGUGAUUGAAUAUACUGAAACAGACAAACCCUGCGUGAUUAGUUAGAACCGAUGAAUACAGCGUCAGAAGGAUGCCAUAACUAUUCUGUUCCCUUGCAGAAUAAAUUGCCCCAGAAAGUAAAGUUUUAUAUUUUAAUGUCUUCGAUCAGUGGUCCCCAAACUUUGCUACACAUUUGAAUCAUCUGGAAAGUUUUAAACAAAUUCUGAUGCUCAGGUUGCACCCCAUGCCAAUUAAAUCAUUUCUAGGCGUGAAUGCCAGCCAGGCAGUUGUAUUUUUUAAAGCCCUUCUGAUGAUUCUGAUGUGUUGGAAAGUUUACCUUGUCUCACGUGUAACUGGCAAAGCUGAUUUGAAAAUUUUCUGUAAUUGCAGCAACCUUUCUCUCCUGUCUACUCUUUUAGUUUACCGUAUGCCAUGGUUUUGUUUUGGCUAUAUUGAAAGAAAAUUAAUUUGGGAAAUUUGGGAGAAAUCUAAUCAUGCCUGUUGAAAUAAGGAUUUAAGACAUUACAGCCUUAGAAGAACGAUUGUGAAAAGCUGGGGAGAAAAUGCUUAAGGACAUGCUAGGAAAAAAGGAAAAAUGGAAAUGCUGUGGCAGACAUAGCUGCCGUACUGUACCUUAUCAUUCUGAUGAAACUGAUUUGGAGCACCCAUUUCUUUAUCGCUACAUUUAUUUAGGGGACAAACUCCAUCCAGGUUGACUGUCUCUGGAAUGUGGUAAUAAGAGCUGCCACGUAUGGCUCAGAGAGAAGCAACCAAUUGGAGUUAAUUGCCCAUUUGGGCUCUUUGUAUAAUGAUAGCAAAGUAGACAUUUAUGUUCUAAUUAAUGUGAUUAUAGAGAAGGCUUUUUCUCAGGUCAGGCUUUUCAUGAAAGUAUUUUGAGAACAAUGAAUUGCAAUAACCAGCUUCACACAAGCAUGACUGAUAAAUGCGAGUGCUAUUGUAGUCUUGGCAAACAAGCCAAGAACCUAGGAGCCAAGAACCUAGGAGCAGGGCCAUUCCUACCAUUCCUACCGAAGGGCUGGCCCCCUACGGAGACGAAAUUUGUUUCCUGGUGAGCACAGAAUCAGAACAAAGAACAGUAUCCCAAAGAGGCCCUGUGCCUACCAGGAGCUUCUUUUUCUAAAUAUAAUGGAUUAGGUGGAAUUGUAGUACCAUCGGUUUUUAUUUAGAGCAGGUGGAGUGCUUGGACCAAUAUUUCCUUCUUUCUUAUGAACCAGGGUUUUCCUUCCAAUUUUCUCUUUUCAACAUUCCUUACCAGUCAUCAAAGUUUCCUGUUAUAAUUUCUUCUAGCAGACAUGUUAAAGUCAGAUUUAAUUAGCAUCAGAAUUGAUUUUAUAUUAGUCAGAUUUUGGAUCAUCACAGAGAUCUCCACAACUCUUUGUCUUAAACGACUCCACCAGUAAAAAGUAUAGAGAUUUUUUUUUAGAGUAAUUUUGUGGGAGGGGGACCACAAAUGCUUAUUCUCAUUCACUCAUGUUUUUUCAUGGUAGCUUUCAUUUUGGAGUGUUCAUUUUCUGAACUUGAUCCUCAUAUUGUAGGGGUGCAGUGUGUCCAACUCUUUCCAACAGCCCAUUAGACACCACUAGCUGGAUAUUUCACAGGCAUCUUUGAUUCAACAUGUCCACAGCGGAACUCUCCAUCCUCCUCCCUCACAAGAAUCUGUUUCUCUCCCGGCUUCUGUAUGUAAGUGAACAGUAUCACCAUCUACCGAUUGACUCAAGCAGAAAUCCAGAAGUCAUCUUUGACUCUUUGCUCUCCCUCCUGAUAAAUGUCUAAGCAGUUUCUAAGUCUAGUUUUACCUCUUACCUAUCUCUGUUCCCUUCUAAGUUGUUUGAUGUGUUUUCUUCACAGCAAGAGGCUUUUCUUUUUAAAAAUGUACUUAGUAAUGCAUAUUCAAAGCACAAAUCCCAUCAAGUCUUCAGGAUAAAGUUCAAAACCACUAUCAUAGCCCCACGUGACCUCUCCCUCCCCUCCCCUCUGUGAUUUAGUUUCUUCUGCACAAGCCACUCUGGCUUUCUUUCAGUUUUGUGGUUCACAUUUUCAGCUAGUUCAGUGGUUCUCAUUGAGCACUUCUGCCUUUUUUUUUUUGACAAAUACAAAUGCAUCUUCUCUAUUAUCCUCAAAAUCUAAUUCAGAGGUGAUAUGCUCCACCUACACACAAUUUUAGAAAUAAAUUAAGAAUUAAGUAAAACUAAUAUUGACAUAAAAAGGAAAUAAAGGAUACCUAACUUGGGAACAACUAUAAUUGAAGACCUAAUGAAGUAGUCAGAUGCUUACAACUAUUUAUAAUCAAUCAAUUUGAACUUAGAAGGUAGGAAAUCAGACUAUCUGUGGAAAAAUGCAAAUGAAGAGAUACGAGUGGACAUUACAGUAAAAACUAGUGAUACAAUAACUUCUUUGCAUAUGACCAUACUUAUUUGUAUAUGAUAAGAGAAAGAACGAAUUAACCUUAAUUGAAAUAAAGAUACUAUGCAAGAAAAUGUACAGAUUGUCGACGUGGAGAAAAUGAGGAUAUAUUCUUACAGACGAGCUAUAGAUCAUACAUGAAUGUCUGCUGAGACAUUCAAAAUUCGUAUAGGGUGCAGAAUAAUUUCUUAUUGUGAGGAACUGUCCAAUGUAUUGCAAGAUGUUCUUCGUACUUGGCUCUCACAAACUAAAUGCUAGUAGCGCCCCACCCCCAUGCCCAGUCAUGGUGACAACCACGAACCCCAUCGGAUCCCUUCACCCUUUUCAGAGCAGAUACUUUGUAACAUCCUCUUUCCUGUCCUGAAAUGACUCAUAGAUAAUAAAAUCCACUUACACACAUGAAUUUCUUAAAAAAUCAAUUUAAUGCCCUAACUCUCUUACAAAGGAGAAAUAGAAAUUUGGAAUGAAAAGAAGAUGAAUUUUAAAUGCUCAGGCAUGACUAUGCUGUAUGAAAAAGAUGUUUACUCUUCAUUUUAAUGAGUAGGUUUGGAUUUAAGAACCAUUAGAGGCUAUUUCCUGUAAACAAGUACAGGAAAAUGAAACUAGAGGUAUGGGGGACAGUAGAAUGAAAACCAGUGUUAGGGUAAGUCAAAACAGACCAUAUACAUAAUCUGUAUAUGGGAAAAAAAGCGAAAUUACCUUGUUUAAGGAUAAUAGGACAAGACAAAUUACAGGUUGUCUCAGAGAAAACAAACGAGUUACUCUCUCAGACAAGCUGUAGGUCCUACAUACAUGUCCAGCAGGACAUUAGACAGUCGUACAGGGUACAGAAUAAUUCCUCGUUGUGUGACAUAACCCACACACUGCAGGACGUCUGUCAGCCCUGGCUGCACCCACUCAGUGCCGGUAGUAGUCCUCAAUUAUUGUGAAACCACCAACAACCCAUUGACCACAGUGAGAACCACUGAUUCUUUUCCAGUGACUUAGUGAACAUCUGGCAUCCUUAGAUCGUCCCAGCUGUUAUUUCCCUGAAGAGUCCUUCUAUAGAAUAGGUCAGUUCCUUGCCUUCCAAAUUCCUUAUUUUUAAAAUACUUUGCGCCUUGCUUUGUUAAUUUGUAUUAUGUAUCCAAACUGAAAUUAUCUGCUUUCUGCAUUAGAAUGUAAGCCCCUGAGGGCUGGGUCAGUCUUGUUUGCUGUGCUAUGCCUAAUGCCCAGCCAAGCGGGGUGCUUUGUACACUGAUAUACUGGAUAAAUUUUGUUGAAUAAAUUAAGCUCAACUAUUUAUAUUUCAAUAGUUGAGUUGUAUUGCUUCUGGUUCUUCAAGCUUAAUUUGAACUAUCUAAUAAAAAUAAGUAAUUAA